GGGAAAGUUUCCCAGCCACUUUGUUUUUUCGCUAGUUUUCACAUUCUCAUUAUUUUGAGUCGUUGGCCGGGUGCGGUUCUUUCUUCCUUCCUUCUUUCAUGGGAAUGCGCUCUUUUAACAUUGUUCUCCAUUCAAUGACACCCAACAUUUACCUUCUCUUUCACAAGAAACCUUCAAUUGUCUACAAUUAUACUUCGACAUAACUCGACUCCACCAGAUCCAUACUCGAGACAUAUCACCUCCCCUAUAUUACACCCAGUUGCGUAACUGUCGCUUGAUGAGUCGGAGCUUUUCGCAGCUUCUUCACAUUUACCUAAUUUUACAAACCUUACUUUUCGCAUUAUAAUGACGGGUCGUGGUGGUGCACGAGGAGGCCGUGGCGGGCGUGGAGGCGGGCGCGGAGGUGGAGGUGGAGGCGGAGGCGGAAAGGGUGCAGUAAGACCUGGCGAUCCAAUUCCCUAUCCUCGCAAGAGAAGAUACAGGCCAGGAACUGUUGCGCUGAGAGAGAUUCGAAGAUUGCAAAACAACACAGAUCUACUCCUGCGCAAGUUACCAUUCGCUCGACUAGUUCGCGAAAUAGCUUUAACAAUGCGCCCGGCAGAUGAAGGGAUGCGAUGGCAGUCGCAAGCUCUCCUGGCGCUUCAAGAAUCUGCCGAGGCUUUUCUCGUCCACCUCUUCGAAGACACAAAUCUAUGCGCAAUACACGCAAAGCGAGUCACAAUCAUGCAGAAAGACAUUCAGCUCGCCAGACGAAUACGCGGUGUAUGGGGUGGUCUAGGCUGA
Annulohypoxylon maeteangense is the source of this 783-nucleotide messenger RNA. Its product is annotated as histone-fold-containing protein. Gene Ontology annotation, cellular component: nucleosome. Bases 346 to 783 code for a protein of 145 amino acids. The transcript is spliced from 3 exons. Gene Ontology annotation, molecular function: protein heterodimerization activity; structural constituent of chromatin; DNA binding. The record is from RefSeq and is a predicted model, not a curated record. Lineage: Eukaryota; Fungi; Ascomycota; Sordariomycetes; Xylariales; Hypoxylaceae.